GCCCCGGUGAGGGCCCCGACCCCGGCUCUGGAGCGGGCUCCGGCCCCGGCGAGGGCCCAGGGCGGCGACGUGCGUGUCCCCAGUCUGUUCUGCCUGAGGGACCGAAUGAAGGAGCAGCUCAUGGAGUACAACACGGCUGUUCUUGCCGGUCAGGAAAAUUUCCAUGAUCAUUUAAUUGAAGAAAAAUUUAUCCUGAGUUCCACACAAGAAUUGGAAAGAGAUAUAGAGGAAGUAAAAGUCUCUUUCCAAAACAAGACAUUGGCCUUGCAAAGGGUCCAAAUUAUGGAUGCCCUGAGAAACAAACUGAAACAAGAUGAUGUGAGCUCACGUCUGAUCCUGGAAACAAUGAAACGCAUAGUAUUGCUCAGCCAGACAAUAACUGAAUAUCAGCAGCAAGCACGUCAGAAGGAAGAGCAGUUGAUUGACAUUAAAAGGAAAAGACUCUCACUAAAAAAAGAUGGAGGACAGAAACUACAGCAAAUUCAGACCAUGAUGAAAAGGCAAAAGGAGAAACAAGCGAGUAUGAAUGUCACUGAAACAGAGAAGAUGCUUCAUAAAUUAAAAAAAGAAAGAGAGAUUACUGCAAUAAUUCAAAACGUGUUCCAGAGUAUCAUCAUUGGAAGCAGAGUUAACUGGGCAGAAGAUCCAUCUUUAAAGGCAAUUGUUCUACAGCUUGAAAAUAAUGUCUAUCUUCAGUGAGUCAGGAGGUGGAUACACUGAUGUUUAUUUUAUACACAGUGCACAUUUUAACUAAAUUUGAGAGAUUAUAUGUAUCUCAAAAACAAUUUUAUUUUAAAAUGAAUUUUAAAAUUUGAUCUUUCUGAAAGGUGUUCUUUCUAGAGAAUUAGAAUGUGUCCAAGCAAUUCUUUGAAAUGAAAUUUAUCUUCUGGUGGACAGCAAACAUUUGAAGAGGCAGUAGAGCUGAAAUGAAAAUAACUGAAGACUCACUUCUCAAGAUGUUCUGUCUCAAGCACUUGUUUUCCUCUGAAAAGCAACAAUAAUGCAAGAAAAGUUCAAGGUUUCAUGUAGAAGUGGACUUUGCUGUACCCCUUUCCUGGGGACCAGCAGGCUGUGGAGCUCAAGCAGGAUGCUUGACCCUGCUCUGUUCCAGUCAAAAGCUCAAUCUGGAAUAUUUAUUCGCAAAUCUGGAUUUGGGAUUAUUUUUGUUAUUAAGGCAUUUAUGCAUUAUUUUAAACACCAGAAAUUUUAUGCUUUUUUUAGCAGUGAUUCUUGUCUGUAGAGGUGACUGCAUACUAUCAGCUGUGCAGCUAAGCAGUGUUUUAAUUGCGUCUUCACUAGCAUUUGGUCUUUAUUUUGUUGGUGGUGUUUGAUGUUUGAAAGAAAUUUACUCCUGGAGUGUACAUUUUGGGUGUUGAGUGUUCCUUGUUACGUUGGUGUGUAACAUCACUUUAAACUUAGUGAGUGUUCCCUAGCUAUUUUUUUUAAUGUGGUCGCUUUUAACUAAUAU
Molecule: messenger RNA, 1468 nt
Organism: Pseudopodoces humilis (Tibetan ground-tit)
Lineage: Eukaryota; Metazoa; Chordata; Aves; Passeriformes; Paridae
Gene: CENPH
Product: centromere protein H
Biological process (GO): mitotic spindle organization; chromosome segregation; kinetochore assembly
Cellular component (GO): kinetochore; nucleus
Molecular function (GO): kinetochore binding
Source: RefSeq, a predicted model, not a curated record